Molecule: messenger RNA, 1371 nt
Organism: Lottia gigantea (owl limpet)
Lineage: Eukaryota; Metazoa; Mollusca; Gastropoda; Lottiidae
Exons: 5
Coding region: 1-1371 (456 amino acids)
Source: RefSeq, a predicted model, not a curated record
AUGGCCGCACGUGUUUCAAGACUAAAGAAAAACAUCCCUGCAAAUGAAGUUAUUUCCAUGAUAGAAGAUUCCUUCCCUCUUGACCAACCUAAAACAACGCAAAACCUGCUAGAAAAUAGCUCAGCCACUCCAAUUGAAGAAUCAAUCCAGAGGGCCGUUGAAGCUGCCAAUCUGUUGAAACCAAAUCAAGAAGACUCGGAUGUUGCUGAUGAGUACGACCAUGAUCUAAACUAUGACCCGACAUCCACCACUGAGUCCUCUGAAAAUGAAGACCAAGAAGCCGUGGAAGAAAAGAAGUGCAAAACAACCAAAAAGAAACGACAUAAACACACCUCCCCACAUACAUGGAAGCAAAAUGAGUGUAAGGCCAAACGGUUUAAGGGAAUGCCAUAUAAGACCAAAAGUGGCAAAGAAAUCUCCUUAAAACAGAAGAAAGUUGCCGAGGGAUCCCGGCGUACGUCUUCAUAUUCCUACAAACUGAAACUUGAGGAUGGAACAGCUUACCAAGUGUGGAAGAAAUUGUUUGCCUCAACAUUCGGUCUCCCUGAACGAACUAUUGCUUCAUGGGCAAAUGAAAACCCCGACGGCUAUGAUAACCACGCAGCAGCCAUAUCAACCAAAACUGGACCCAAAAGUGGUAAUAAAGCAAAACUUCCUCCUGAAGUCACAGAUUUUGUUAAGGCCUGGUUGAAGGACCUUCCCACUGUUGACUCGCACUACUGUAGGAGCUCUGAGACCUACAAAGACAAGAAGUUUCUACAUCCAGGCACAACUAUCGCUCAACUUCACCGAGAAUAUGAACAGACAGCAGCAACUACUGAAGUGAGGGCUGUUCGCAUCAAGUACUUCACAGAAUGUUUCCAUGAAGGCAAUUACUCGGUCUUCGUCCCCCGCAAGGAUCAGUGUGAUGUGUGUGUCUCUUUUAAACAUGGUAAUCUGACUAAGGCUGAUCAUGAUGCACAUAUCAACAGGAAAGAUGAAGCAAGAAAUGAGAAAACCCAGGACAAGGAAUCUGCAAACAACAUGAAGUCUGUUUGGACUAUGGACUUGCAAGCUGUUCUCCUGUGCCCACAAACCAAAGCAAGCAGCCUGUACUACAAAACUAAACUGCAGGUGCACAAUUUUACCCUCUUUGACUUAAACUCAAUGGACGGGUAUUGCUACCUAUGGGAUGAGUCGGAGGGUGAUCUCAGUAGUGAGGUCUUUGCACACCUUCAGUAUCGCCAUUUCGAAAGAAUAAUCAGAGAACAUCCUGAAAUUAAGGAAAUUGUGGUGUGGAGUGAUGGUUGCGGAUAUCAGAACCGUAAUGUGAAUGUCACUAAUUCUUUCUCUGAGCUUUCCAGGAAACACGAGGUUGUCAUUACCCAGUAA